Sclerotinia sclerotiorum 1980 UF-70 is the source of this 861-nucleotide messenger RNA. RefSeq lists its product as hypothetical. Gene Ontology annotation, molecular function: monoatomic ion transmembrane transporter activity. NCBI's taxonomy places the organism in Eukaryota, Fungi, Ascomycota, Leotiomycetes, Helotiales, Sclerotiniaceae. Gene Ontology annotation, biological process: monoatomic ion transport; mitochondrial transmembrane transport. The record is from RefSeq and is a predicted model, not a curated record. The transcript has 3 exons. Gene Ontology annotation, cellular component: mitochondrial inner membrane. The coding region runs from base 1 to 861 and encodes 286 amino acids.
AUGUCUGCCUCUCUCCCAGGCAAUCGAGAAUUACCUGCUUCUCAAACAUUGUUAGUCAAUAGUGCCGGAUUGGAGCAUGCGAAGAGUCUUAUCUCGAGUUAUAAACAGGGGAAGAUCCAAGAGAUGACUCCGGAAUUAUGGAAUGCGAAAAAGAUAGUCGAUUCAACAUUACAUCCGGGAACACUGUUAUGGCAAAUUACGAAUCAAUCCCUUAAUGUGGCUAUCAAUAAUGCCAAUGCCAAUAAAUCUACUCCUCUUUCGACCUCAAAAAUUGCACAAUCAUACUUUCUCGCAGUUGGAGCUUCAUGCUCGGUUGCACUUGGUCUCAAUGCCCUCGUUCCAAGAUUAAAGAAAGUAAGCCCAGGCACGAAGAUGAUCCUUGGAAGAUUAGUACCAUUCGCCGCUGUUGCAAGUGCUGGAGCAUUGAAUGUUUUCUUGAUGCGAGGGGAAGAAAUCAGAAAGGGCAUUGAUGUCUACCCGGUUCUAUCAGAAUCGGAUAAGGCUAAACUUGCAGCAGAGGGCAAAUCUGAAUCCGAGGUUGCUUCGUUAGGCAAGAGCAAAAAAGCAGCCACUAUUGCAGUCUCGGAAACGGCUAUAAGUCGAGUAUUGAACAGCUCUCCAAUUAUGGUUAUUCCAGCUUUAAUUUUGGUGAGGUUACAAAAGAAGCAGUUUCUCAUAAGAAACCCUAGACUCACAUUGCCAAUCAACUUGGGUCUCAUUCUUGGCACUAGUCUAUUCGCUUUACCUUUAGCUCUAGCAGCCUUCCCUCAACGCCAAAGCGUAGAUGCAUCAAAGUUAGAGGAGGAGUUCUGGGGCAAAGGUGGAGAAGAUGGAAAGGUGGUUUUCAACAGAGGAAUAUGA